Molecule: messenger RNA, 4618 nt
Organism: Scleropages formosus (Asian bonytongue)
Lineage: Eukaryota; Metazoa; Chordata; Actinopteri; Osteoglossiformes; Osteoglossidae
Gene: iars1
Product: isoleucyl-tRNA synthetase 1
Exons: 34
Coding region: 347-4159 (1270 amino acids)
Biological process (GO): isoleucyl-tRNA aminoacylation
Molecular function (GO): tRNA binding; ATP binding; aminoacyl-tRNA deacylase activity
Source: RefSeq, a predicted model, not a curated record
CGCUCGCGUGCGCGUCGAACCGGACUGUCGGUCUGCGGGUCUGUCGAACCGGUGGAACCGGCGUAACCGGUGUGGGCCGAGGCGGGGCAACUCCCUGAAUCUCAAAUUAGUAACGAUGUGCGAGGUGACGGACUCGGACUAGGCUGUCAGUCAGUCACAGUCACAACAAACAAAGUCGUGAUAGAGUCUCGCCUCGAGGCCGGGGGAACAAGAAGAAGUUGCGUCACCGUUUGGACCUUCAGCUAAACUAGUAACACUGUAACAGUUCGAGAUCUUCACCGUGCUGUGCGUGCAGAGCCUGUCACUGUGUGUGUGUGUGGUCAGAAGGAACAUCAUCAUCAUCAUCAUGUACGCCAUGGUGCAGCCGGUGCCGGAGUCCAUCCGUUUCCCCAGCGAGGAGGAGAAGAUCCUCCAGUUCUGGAAGGACAAGGACUGCUUCCAGGAGUGUCUCCGGCAGUCCAGGAACAAGCCGAGGUACACGUUCUACGAUGGACCACCCUUUGCCACCGGUCUUCCCCACUACGGCCACAUUCUGGCCGGCACCAUCAAGGACAUCGUCACUCGCUUCGCCCACCAGAGCGGCUUUCACGUGGACCGUCGCUUCGGCUGGGACUGUCACGGAUUGCCAGUGGAGUACGAAAUUGACAAAACCCUUGGGAUCACUGGGCCGGAGGACGUGGCCAAGAUGGGCAUCAUGGAGUACAACAGGCAGUGCCGCAACAUCGUGAUGAGAUACUCCAAUGAGUGGGAGGCAUCUGUGACCAGAAUGGGGCGAUGGAUCGAUUUCAAGAACGAUUACAAGACUCUGUACCCUUGGUUCAUGGAAACUGUGUGGUGGGUCUUCAAGGAGCUCUAUGACAAGGGCCUUGUGUACCGCGGUGUGAAGGUCAUGCCCUUCUCCACUGCCUGCAACACCCCUCUGUCCAACUUUGAGUCCCACCAGAACUACAAGGAUGUCCAGGACCCCUCUGUGAUAGUGAACUUCCCCCUGGAGGAGGAUGAAAGUGUGUGUCUGAUUGCGUGGACCACGACUCCCUGGACCCUCCCCAGCAACCUGGCUUUGUGUGUGAACCCCGAGUAUCAGUAUGUAAAGAUCAAAGAUGACGCCACAGGGAAGGUGUACAUCAUGAUGGAGGCCCGUCUGGCAGUGCUCUUCAAAUCCGAGACGGAGUACACGCUGCUCGACAGGUUCCCGGGGAAGGCCCUGCGGGGGAAGCGGUACAAGCCGCUCUUCGACUACUUUCUUCAGUGCAAGGAACGUGGCGCCUUCUCCGUGGUGACGGACACGUAUGUGCGGGAGGAGGAGGGUACCGGGGUGGUCCACCAGGCCCCCUACUUCGGUGCUGAUGACUACAGGGUGUGCACGCAAUACGGAAUCAUCCGGAAGGACUCGGCGCCCAUCUGCCCUGUCGACGCCUCUGGAUGCUUCAUGCCCGAGGUGCUGGACUUUGCUGGACAGUACGUGAAGGAUGCUGACAAGAACAUCAUCAAGUGGCUGAAGGAGAAGGGGCGCUUGGUCGACCAUGGUACCUGCAAGCACAACUACCCCUUCUGCUGGAGGUCAGACACGCCGCUGAUUUACAAAGCCGUGCCCAGCUGGUUCAUACGAGUGGAGGAGCUGGUGGACAAACUGGUGGACAACAAUAGCAAAUGCUACUGGGUCCCGGAGUUUGUGGGGGAGAAGCGCUUCGGAAACUGGCUGAGGGACGCUCAAGAUUGGGCCGUGUCCCGCAACCGCUACUGGGGCACACCCAUUCCUCUGUGGGUCAGCGAUGAUUUCGAAGAGGUGGUGUGUAUCGGCUCGCUGGAGGAGCUGGCUGAGCUCACCGGAGUGAAAGUAAGCGAUCUGCAUCGGGAGAGCAUCGACCACCUGACCAUCCCGUCACGAUGCGGCAAAGCCCCGCUGCGCCGUGUGACGGAGGUGUUUGACUGCUGGUUCGAGAGCGGCAGCAUGCCCUACGCUCAGGUGCACUACCCCUUUGAGAACCGCAAGGAGUUCGAGGACUCGUUCCCUGCUGACUUCAUCGCGGAGGGCAUCGACCAGACGCGCGGAUGGUUCUACACGCUGCUGGUCCUGUCAACCGCCCUGUUCGGCAAACCGCCCUUCAAGAACGUCAUUGUGAAUGGACUCGUCUUGGCCAGUGACGGACAGAAGAUGAGCAAGCGGAAGAAGAACUAUCCUGAUCCGGGGCUCAUAGUGGCUAACUAUGGAGCAGAUGCGCUUCGGCUGUACCUCAUCAACUCCCCGGUGGUAAGGGCCGAGAACCUGCGCUUCAAGGAGGAGGGGGUGCGCGAUGUGCUCAAGGAUGUCUUCCUGCCGUGGUAUAACGCCUACCGCUUCCUGAUGCAGAACGUUCAGCGGCUAGAGAAGGAUGAGGGCAUCAAGUUCCAGUACAGCGAGAGCAAAGCGCAGCCCAGCAGCAACACCAUGGACAAGUGGAUCCAGUCAUUCACGCAGUCGCUCGUGCAAUUUUUCAAGACCGAGAUGGCCGCCUACAGGUUGUACACUGUCGUGCCGAGACUCGUCAAGUUUGUUGACAUGCUCACCAACUGGUACGUGAGGAUGAACCGCAGGAGGCUCAAGGGUGAAGGCGGCAAAGAAGACUGUGUCCAGGCCCUGGAGACCCUCUUCUCUGUGCUCUUCUCCAUGUGUAGGCUCAUGGCCCCGUUCACCCCGUUCAUCACGGAAAUGAUAUACCAAAACCUGCGAAACCUGCUUGACCUGACCUCCCUGGAGGAGAAGGACACGGGUAGCAUCCACUACCUGAUGCUUCCUCAAGUCCGGGAGACGCUGAUUGACAAGCGCAUCGAGAGCGCCGUGUCCCGGAUGCAGUCAGUCAUCGAGCUCGGCCGCGUCAUUCGCGACAGGAAGACGCUUCCCAUCAAGUACCCGCUGAAGGAGGUGGUGGUCAUCCUCCAGGACCCCGAAGCCCUCAGAGACAUCGAGUCUCUGCAAAAGUACAUCCUGGAGGAGCUGAAUGUGCGGUGUCUCACGGUCUCCAGCGACAAAGACAAGUAUGGCAUGAGGCUGAGGGCCGAACCUGACCACAUGCUCCUAGGGAAGCGUCUCAAGGGGGCGCUCAAGUCAGUGACGGCUGCUAUCAAGGAACUUGGGAACGAGGAGCUGGAGGCCUUCCUCCAGACAGGCUCCGUCACUGUUGAGGGACACGAGCUGCACAGAGAUGAGCUCCGUCUCAAGUACACCUUUGACCAGAUGUCUGGAACGGCCACACAGUAUGAGGCACACUCAGACUCUCAGGUCCUGGUCCUACUGGAUGUCACACCCGAUCAGUCCAUGGUCGAUGAAGGAGUGGCGCGCGAAGUCAUCAACCGCAUACAGAAGCUGCGCAAAAAGGGCCACCUCGUUCCUACCGAUGAGAUCACUGUGUACUACAACUGCGAGCCGCGUGGCCAGUACCUGCAGUCGGUGAUAGAGGCACACACCGACUUCAUCUUGGCCACCAUAAAGGCGCCGCUCCAGGAAUACCCAGUACCCAGCGUGGCCAGCGUCAUCGUGCAGGAGAAGACCCAGCUGAAAGGCUCUGACCUGGACCUAACCAUCGUGAAGGGAACAUUGCGCCCCCGGAGUCCGCUCUCCGGUCCCGCCUGCGCCUUCGUCAACCUCAGGGUGAAGUUGGGUGACAAAGAACAGGAGGGUGUGGUCCUGCUGGAGAACCCCAAGGGGGACAACGUGCUGGACGUGGCGCGCCUGAAGGCUGUGACCCGCAGCGUGUUCGGCAUCGCGGACACUCGGCUUGCUGUGUUUGCGGGGAAGACAGAACUGAGCAGCAAUUCGGACCUGCUUACCUUUGCUGGACAGACACUCUGGGUGACCUCGGGGACCAGCCCCCCCAGCUCCCCCUGCGCCGACCCCAUCCUCUGCCCCUAUGUCAACUUGCAGUUGGUCAAUGCCCAGCCGGCUGAGUGCCAGCGUGGUGACCUGGGCACCCUGCUGCUGGCCAACCCAGUCGACCAGAAUGGCCUGAGCCAUACGGGGCUGCUCUAUGAGAGCGCCAAGGUGUUCGGCCUGCGGAGCCGCCGCCUCCGGCUCUAUACCGACGAGAACCUCACAGAAGAAAUAUCUGAGAAUUUCUCCCUGAAGACCUUGAAUAAAAAGACAGUAUAUGUUCGAGUUUUGCCAACAACAGCAGAGGCAUAGAUCUUUAUGAAAAAAAUCUCUCUGGGUCCUUCAGCGCUUGGUACCAUUAAUAACUGAACGUCCCUUCAAAAGAAAAACAUGCUCCAAAGGAAAAGAAACACUCGACAGGUUUCAAAAGCUGGACCACAUGAUACAGAGCUGCUCUCCGCUGUCCUGGGACUGUUUGUCGGAAACGGUGCCUGAGCCACAGGGACCAGGGACCUCCGUCUGGUCUAUUUCUCCUGUCCACAUCGCAGAGGGAGCAGCCGUUUGCAGUUCACGCAUGUUGAACGAGCCUGUGUGUGUGUUACCUUCUCCUGUGGGCCCAAAAUAUGCACUCAGUAAUUUUUCUUUUAUUUACCAAUGAUGUCUGCUAUCCUGCUGUACCAUGUAUAAGCAGACCACGGUGUGUUCGGAUCUACCCUGUAGUGUAACGGUGCCCCUUUCUACUGUCCGACUUGCAAUAAAUACUAAAAAGCA